CUCGACUUGCGCACUUUGACGGACUUUCGGUGUGUGAACCAGAGAGCUAUGCAAGUCGUGGACUCCAUCUUUCCGUACAAUGCCAUCAUCAAGCACGUACGCAAUGCGCUGCGCGGGAUCCUCAGCAUCGAAACGGGCCGUUGGAUCACCUGCGAGGCGCUCUUUGAGACGCUAUGCACGCCGCAAUGCGAGAGUUGUGGUGCCUUUGGCGGAUACCUCUAUCUGAUCACGUGUAAGCGCGUCUGCUAUCGCUGCUAA
Messenger RNA from Aplosporella prunicola CBS 121167, 258 nucleotides. RefSeq lists its product as uncharacterized. The record is from RefSeq and is a predicted model, not a curated record. The annotation marks the transcript as partial. The transcript has a single exon. Lineage: Eukaryota; Fungi; Ascomycota; Dothideomycetes; Botryosphaeriales; Aplosporellaceae.